AUGCGAAGACACCUCGCAUUCAUCGGAUGCCCAAUUUCGCUCUUUUUUCAGGUGUAUUUGAUAGGAACGGCGCAUUUCUCGCCCGACAGUCAACAAGAUGUGCUCACGACAAUUGCAAAUACGCAACCAGAUAUGGUUAUGGUCGAGUUGUGCCCAUCGAGGAUCUCCAUUCUUUCAAUGGACGAACAAACACUUCUACAUGAAGCGAAAAAUCUGAAUAUGGAGAAAAUUUGUACGACCAUUAAACAGAGUGGUUUCGUGCAAGGCAUCCUUCACGUGCUGUUACUUUCCAUGUCCGCACACUUCACGAAGGAGUUGGGUAUGGCUCCUGGUGGCGAAUUUCGUGCCGCACAU
This is a messenger RNA of Anisakis simplex (herring worm), 354 nucleotides long. NCBI's taxonomy places the organism in Eukaryota, Metazoa, Nematoda, Chromadorea, Rhabditida, Anisakidae. The record is from the annotation of a GenBank genome assembly.